AUGGCACGAAAGAGCUGCUGCCUGGUCCGACGCCUGGAGGGUGCCCGGAAGGACGUGCCGCAGUCCGACGUCUUGUCUGCGGUGACCGCUGAGCUUGGGAAGAUCCACAGUGAUAUGCUGGCCAAGGCCACCAAGGAGCGGGAUGAUGGCAUCAAACAGGUGACGCACUGGAGCGAGGUGAUGCCCUUGCUGAAGCAAAAGAAACUGAUCCUGGCUCCAUGGUGUGAAACUGCUGAGUCCGAGAUCCAAAUCAAACAUCGGACGAAAGAGGCCAUGGAGGAUGGCGCUGCACUGGUGCGCUGCACAGGGCACUGUGGAAGAUGGCCCCAACAUGGUCAGACUGGUGCGAUGAAGAGCCUUUGCAUACCGUCUGACCAGCCGAUGCUUGCUGGAAGCCAAUGCUUCUUUACUGGAGCGCCCGCCAAAAGGUGGGGCUUAUUUGGUCGCAGCUACUGA
This is a messenger RNA of Cladocopium goreaui, 456 nucleotides long. The record is from the annotation of a GenBank genome assembly. NCBI's taxonomy places the organism in Eukaryota, Dinophyceae, Suessiales, Symbiodiniaceae.